Messenger RNA from Carassius carassius (crucian carp), 1346 nucleotides. Its product is annotated as kelch domain-containing protein 1-like. The record is from RefSeq and is a predicted model, not a curated record. The coding region runs from base 35 to 1312 and encodes 425 amino acids. The transcript is spliced from 13 exons. NCBI's taxonomy places the organism in Eukaryota, Metazoa, Chordata, Actinopteri, Cypriniformes, Cyprinidae. Gene Ontology annotation, molecular function: protein binding.
AUACCCAGUCUUCUUAGUGUAAACAACGCAGCUGAUGUCUAUGCUGUCAGGUUCUGAACAGCAGCAGCUGAGUGCUUCAGUUAUGGGGAGUAUAAAAGAACCAGUGGUUGUCACAGCGCAGUGUUCACUGAUUCCACCGCGGAGUGACCACAUCUCCUUCCUGGAGGGACACAACCUGUACGUCUGGGGAGGCUGCCAGUGUGAGGAUGGACAAGAAACAUUUUUACCCAGUGAUGAGAUCUGGCUUUAUGACAUGGAGAGUGGAGUUUGGUCUCUGAGACUUAUGGGUGGAGAGGUUCCUCCUGUUCUUUCACAGGCUUGUGGUGCAUAUCUUCAGGGCAUGCUUUACAUUUUUGGGGGAUGUGACAUCAAUGGCCACACCAACACGAUGUAUUGUGUUGACCUGUUGGGUGUGGAAUAUAGCUGGAGAAAAGUGACAGACACAGUGGGGGAAACACCCUCUCCUAGGGUCAGACAUUCUUGCUGGGUCUACGAAAACAGGCUCAUCUACUUUGGUGGAUAUGGCUGCAAAACAGUCAGAGAGGUCAACAACUCCAAGAGCUUUAUGGUUGACGAGACUAGCUGGGCAACAAUCGGGUCAGAUUUUUUCCAGUUAUGGGGUUGGAAUAAUGAGGUUCAUAUGUUUGAACCUGUGACAGCCACAUGGACUGAACCACAAACCCAGGGCCAGCCUCCAGAGCCCCGGUCCUCACAUGCCAGUACUAAUUUAGGUCAUAAGGGCUAUAUAUGUGGAGGCCUGGAAAUGCAGAUGAUAGACAUUCAUUGUUUAGAUCUGGUAACAUGGACGUGGACACAAAUUGAACAUCAGACUGCUUCUCUUCCACGGGGCCGCACUCUUCACACACUUACUGCCAUCUCAGAUGACACACUCUUCCUGUUUGGAGGCCUCAGUACUUCUGGGGAGGUGCUCAGUGAUGGGUGGGAAUUUGACACUAAGACAAGAGAAUGGAGAGAAAUAGACCAUGCACAUGAAGACAAGCCCAGGCUGUGGCAUUCUGCUGCUAAGGGGAGAGACGGUGAUGUAGUCAUAUUUGGAGGAAGCCAGACCUACCUCUUUGUAAUGGAUUCGGUUGCCAUUCUCAGGUCUCCCUCUCAGAAUCACUGUGCAGAUGUGCUAUUGUUUCAGACUCAACCAUACUCCCUGUCCAGAUUAUGUGAAGACUGCAUAGGAAAACACAUAUUUUCUGUCCAAGAGCAGGUGUUGUGGUUACCGGCUAAGCUUCAGAAGACAAUUAGCAAGAGGAUAUCCUAUUUCAGGGGUAAUGCUCAAAAUAUAGAUGCAGGUUCAUAGGUUCAUAAUGAUGGUUCUUGAUUAUUUUAAGAAA